Messenger RNA from Desarmillaria tabescens, 1485 nucleotides. RefSeq lists its product as uncharacterized. Bases 422 to 1117 code for a protein of 231 amino acids. The record is from RefSeq and is a predicted model, not a curated record. NCBI's taxonomy places the organism in Eukaryota, Fungi, Basidiomycota, Agaricomycetes, Agaricales, Physalacriaceae. The transcript has 3 exons.
UCGCCUACAGACAAAUGCGUCGUCCGAAAGACCUGCUUUAUGGGUACCUGCCCAUCUACGAGAAGUUUGGAUGAAGAAUCCUGCUAGCGUGGAAGCGUUCAUAAACGAGAUGUCGAAUGACUUCCGGGUUCUCCAGGUCCAUGGAGCGCUGUUCAAAGUUUACACACCCUCGAUUCUUCCGCUGGCGCCGGUGCUAGCAGAAGAAAUCAGCUCCUCAAAUAAGGGGAACCGACCCGAUGACCCAAUCAUACUGUCUGAUCCUCCGGAAUCAGCGAGACAUUUCCAAGCUUUCCUAUUCGGAGUGUACAAACAGUGAGGCGCCGCUACUUUCUUUGCUCCACACUUUUACUGAGGCCCACCCCGCAGACCCAAUCUAGACGCACGUGCUGUGUCUUUUCUUGAUAUCCUCCUAGUUGCCGAGAUGUCCUUUCACUACGGAAACAUGAAUGGCGCAUUCUGGGCCAUGGAGGGUGUCCGAUCGGCUGUGAACGCCACACAAAACAGACCUUUGCGUUCUGCGUCGACGGACGUCUUCGUGCGGCUCCUCGAGGUGGCGUUCAUCUGCGAAGACGAUGCGCUAUCUCAUUCGGUGCAGUCCCAGUGGCUUUGUAGGCUCUUCCGAGGGGAACUGUCUCCGCUGCCGGCGAUAGAAAUGGGGAGCAAAGAGCCUAGUCGGUUGGAGCACCUCCUGAGCCAUGCGUAUUACGUUCAUAUGGUUGCGCUUGAUCCUCUGUUAUCUGCAGGCCAGUCCAUCCAGGCCAAGUCCCCCUUGUCAGGUAUACAGAACCUCCACGUCUUUUGUGGGUAUUAUUCUCUGUCAACGUUUAUUGCGAAAAUACGGGAAUGUCCUCCCCCGUUUCGGAGAGGGAAGGGGUGCACGUCUCAUGUCGAUUGUGAAAAGGUGUGGAAAGCUGGCUGGGCGAUUGCAAUGAGCAAUAGUAUAGUGGGAUCUGAGGUGGAUAUUCUUGGACGUCUGAGGAGGGUCGUGUUGCAACUAGGGAGGGACCAACUGUUGCCGCUUGCGAUGUUCCAUGAGUGUCGUAUAAAUGCGCUGGGAAGUGUUACAAAGCUUCGGGCGACCGUCUCCAAGCAAUUAAAUCAUCAUUUUGAUUUGUAAGUCGGGAGCAAUUUGACGAGGAGAGGCUACCCACAGCCUCAACACACCGCAUGCAAACUUCUUGGGGGUAAGUAUGCGAGAAAAGAAGAGAAGUCUUCGUAUGUUUUAAGCGCAGGUGAGAACCCGUGUCCUGUCAAAGAACAUUGGGUUCAAAACCGUAACCCUUCUAAACCCUAAUAUUUGGACAGCGAAGCAGAUGCUGUCCGAUUCGCUUGUCAAAGUAGUACCCAAUAUGUUAUUUUAUUCUUUCCGGAUUUGCCUCGAAGCAUGUUUAAAAUGGGCAUGCAUUUCUCAGUUCAUAACAUGAACCGAGGACCAUACCAUCUAGCGAAAGCAAACUGAACACACAUGAUUCUGAAAUGCUGAUA